Molecule: messenger RNA, 135 nt
Organism: Linum tenue
Lineage: Eukaryota; Viridiplantae; Streptophyta; Magnoliopsida; Malpighiales; Linaceae
Source: the annotation of a GenBank genome assembly
AUGAAGAGCCAGAGAAACGCACUGUUGAUCGCCGCCGCGCUGAUCUUCUAUUGGCUGCUUUACUCCAUUACCGACCUCGUCGUCAAGAUCGAGCAGCUGAAUCAGCGCGUUGAGAGGCUCAAGAGCAAGGAGUGA